Cantharellus anzutake is the source of this 1375-nucleotide messenger RNA. RefSeq names its product ZIP zinc transporter-domain-containing protein. Bases 114 to 1337 code for a protein of 407 amino acids. The transcript has 5 exons. Lineage: Eukaryota; Fungi; Basidiomycota; Agaricomycetes; Cantharellales; Hydnaceae. Gene Ontology annotation, cellular component: plasma membrane. Gene Ontology annotation, biological process: zinc ion transmembrane transport. The record is from RefSeq and is a predicted model, not a curated record. Gene Ontology annotation, molecular function: zinc ion transmembrane transporter activity.
GACGGUCCUCAACUUGUGAUUCCCUAAUAAUUAACAACGUCAAAGGAACCAUCACCCUCCAUCUCUCUUUCUCUCUCUUUCUCCCUCUCUCCAUCCUAAUUUCUUUCUCGGCGAUGCCAAAACUCGUCGAUGCCGAAAUCGAUAUCCAAUCUCCAUCUUUGGUCUUCACCGUCCCCGUGCUUUUCUUCGUCUCAUUAGCAGCCGCAUACCUCCCUGUGGCUUCACAACGUUCCACGCUUUUCCGUGUACCAAAAAUAUGCUUCUUCUUGGCCAAGUACUUUGGUACAGGGGUGAUACUAUCUACCGCUUUGACGCAUCUUCUUAAUGAUGGUUUUGUCAAACUGGGCUCGGUCCGGUGGCUCGGGUUCAAGCAUUGGCCUGGUAUGAUCGUUCUCCUCUCCAUAAUAGCCAUAUUCCUAGUCGAUUUUUGUUCCGACGCCUAUGUCCGAUAUCUUGAGAAUCGAGUGCUAACCGCCGGUUUGGAAGAUCGUGAGCGGAACACUUCUGAACAGUCAUGGUUCUCUUCCGAUUCCAAGGCACGCCAAGAUGGCACUAGCACGCCUGGCAGUUCACUCACCGCACUGGAAGAUACGCCAUUGCUUGAAAGUGGCAGUAUUCCCGAGGUUGAACUGAUUCAACAAAAGGGAGAUGUCGUAGGUUUGCUUACUUUGCAAAUUGGGGUUGUGAUGCAUUCCAUCGUGCUCGGUUUCACACUUGGGGUUGCAACGGACGCCAAAUUCACAUCUCUCCUCCCGGCCAUCAUCUUCCAUCAAAUAUUUGAAGGAUUUGCCGUAGGCACACAACUUGCGGCUUUCGCUGCACCCAGGACAACGCGCCGCCGCACUGGGAGGAACGGAGAAAGGGCGAAUGUGAUCCAAACCGCUGAUCUAUCAAUGGAUCGUUCCCGAUCCAGCACAACAUCAUCGACCCGAUUAAACUCACCGUCACCUAUUCCCCAAACUCGAGCCCAACUAUUAUUACCGCCGAUUCUAGCUUUGUUCUUCGCCGUCCCAAUCCCCCUCACGAUCCUCAUCAUCUCUUCCAUUCCUCAACUUCGCCCUCCAACACCAUCAUCCAUCUCAUCUUUCCCAAUUUCGAAAAUGCUCGAGUCAACUCUGUCAUCACUAUCAUCAGCAUCAUCGCGAGCAAGAACCGAUGUAUUACAAGGAAUUACUUGCGCCGUGAGCGCUGGUCUGCUCAUCUUUGUGGCGUUAGUCGAGCUUGUUGCGGGGCAAUUUAGAUAUGAUCCCGAGCUUCAGCGCGAGAGUCUCAGGAAGCAAUUUGGUGCUGUGGCCGCUUUUAUUGCUGGGUGUAUCGGAAUGGGGAUCAUACCUUGAUUUUCGCCUUCCAUUGUUAGACGUUGAGAUACUAACUA